Folsomia candida is the source of this 2253-nucleotide messenger RNA. Its product is annotated as protein O-glucosyltransferase 1. NCBI's taxonomy places the organism in Eukaryota, Metazoa, Arthropoda, Collembola, Entomobryomorpha, Isotomidae. Gene Ontology annotation, cellular component: endomembrane system. Bases 185 to 1471 code for a protein of 428 amino acids. The record is from RefSeq and is a predicted model, not a curated record. Gene Ontology annotation, molecular function: UDP-xylosyltransferase activity; UDP-glucosyltransferase activity. The transcript has 6 exons.
AACUUUGUUUUUACUGCUGUCAACCGUUUUGCAUGCACCAUACGAUUAUUAAAUUACAUUUUUUAAUUAGGUUUGCAUGAAAUUAGAUUUUUUAAUCACAAAGUCACACAAGUUAUUUUCAUAGACUUAAUUGUAAGCGGUUUUACAAGGUCAAUUGUUGAUUCAGGGAACACUAUUUGUAAAAAUGAGCCGAUUAAGUAUUUCGGGUUGUAUAAUUGUUUAUACAAUUGUAAUUCUUUCGUGGGGAUUUUGUGCAGAAAGUGACUCUGUUCAGGGACAUUGUUCAAAAGAGGAUAAAGACUGUACUGAUGUCCAAGGUUCUGCUGACAAUAAUCAAAUACCAAGUUCUAGAGAUGCAGUGAAGCAGCGAUAUUCAAGAGGAAACAACGAAAAGUGGAAUAAUAUUUUGACGGAAGUUGAGACUGCAUUGGAUAAUUAUGCAGUUCGAGCAAAAGAACUAAAAUCACUACCGAAUGGUAAUUGCUCAUUAUAUUGGAAUCUUAUUGAACAAGAUUUAUCCGCGUUUAAGGAAGGAAUUACCUCUCACUUGGUUCAAACUGCUCGGUCAAGGGGAUCAUUUUAUCAAAUAAUCGACGGAAAAUUGUAUCGUGAUUCAACCUGCAAGUUUCCCACACGGUGCAAAGGAAUUGAACAUUUUCUAAAGAAAAUUGCCAAAUAUAUUCCAAACGUGGAAUUUGUUGUUAAUACUUCGGACUGGCCUCAAAUUUCUUCUCAUUUUCCAGAACCGUUGCCGGUAUUUUCUUUUAGCAAGACAAAGGACUAUGCAGACAUUAUAUAUCCAGCUUGGACAUUCUGGGAGGGGGGGCCAUCAAUUUCGCUUUAUCCUAAAGGGAUUGGUCGAUGGGAUUUAUUACGACAAUCCAUUACUGAUGCAGCCAAAAAAUAUCCGUGGGAUAAAAAGGAAGUAAAAGCAUUCUUCCGUGGAUCAAGAACAUCAUCAGAGAGAGACGCUUUAAUUUAUCUUUCGAGAAAGUAUCCUGACCUCGUGGACGCUCAAUAUACAAAGAAUCAAGCUUGGAAAUCUGACGCGGACACUCUGAACGCUCCGGCAGCAACAGAAGUGUCUUUUGAAGAUCACUGCAAGUACAAGUACCUGUUCAACUAUCGUGGAGUUGCUGCCAGCUUUAGAUUCAAGCACUUGUUUGUGUGUAAAUCUGCAGUUUUCCAUGUUGGUGAAGAUUGGAUCGAAUUCUUUUAUCCAGAGCUAAAGCCUUGGGUACACUACAUCCCUGUAAAUCCAAACUCUGAUGUUAACGAACUUAGGUCACUGCUUCAAUUUGCAAAAGAGAAUGAUCAACUUGUUGCGUCCAUUGCUGAACGGGGUUACAGCUUUAUUAAGAAACACUUGAAAAUGAAACAUAUAUUGUGCUACUGGAAAACUUUGUUGUUAAAAUAUUCAAAGCUUUUGGUAUACGAUGUUAAAAAGCAUGAAGAUGUUAAAUUGUUAUGAUUUUGUCACUUUAAUUAUUGGUCAACAACUUAUAAUGCUUUUUUACUCAAUUUACUCAUGUUGUCUGUUUAAUUUAAUAAUGACAAAAAUUAUAAAUUAUGUAACAUGUUGCAUAGAAUGGAGUGAUCUCGUCUUUUUUGUGUUGAAUUUCUUGAAGUUUGGAUAAUACCCUGACAAAGAUGUUGGUUCAUUCAUUCAUUGAGCAACAGAAACCGUUCGAUGCCGGCCGGUGAUGGUGACUUGGGUCAAGUCAUUUGACUCUUUCUUACAAUUAGUAACUUAGAAAGACUACAUAGAGUUGUACUAGACAAUAAGUUAUCAUCUAGCAUUAUUACUAAUAACCCCAUGCAUACUGAUGAAGAAAGAGUUUCGAUGAUUUCGGAGCACUUUUAGCAGGACGGAAACAGUAUAAAAUACGAUUGAAUGUUUAUUGACAGUAGGUGAUAGAUAAAACAUGUUUAAAAAUUGAGAGUCGUACGACAUUUUCAGCCGCAAACUUUUAUGCAAAACCGCUUACCAAUAUUAUUAUCUCUUACAUUAUGCCAUUUUUUUGAACGAAAAUAAACAUUAAUAUCCUAACUGAUUACAUUCGCAAGUACUUUUAAUUAAAUCUAAACCUUAUUUUAUUGUAAUUAUUUUACUACUAUUUUAUGUAUUAUAACUGUUGUCAGCUUAGAAGUAUUAUUUAAAUUAUUGGAUGGAAUUUGAAAAAUGCUUCUUCUCAUUGUUCAAAUUCUUUAGAUGAAAGGAUACCAGUACUAUGUAAUUUAAUAAAUAAUUAU